AUGAUCACUAAUUUUGACGCUGACGAGGUCAAGCGUCUGGGAAAGCGAUUUAAGAAGAUGGACUUGGAUAACAGUGGAUCUCUAUCGGUUGAUGAAUUUAUGAAUUUACCAGAAUUGCAGCAAAAUCCAUUAGUACAAAGAGUGAUAGAUAUUUUUGAUCAAGAUGGCAAUGGUGAAGUAGACUUCAAAGAAUUUAUCCACGGCGUCUCACUCUUUAGCGUUAAAGGCGACAGGGAAUCAAAAUUGAAGUUUGCCUUUAGAAUAUAUGAUAUGGAUAAAGAUGGCUACAUAACGAAUACUGAAUUAUUUCGUGUACUAAAAAUGAUGGUUGGUAGCAACCUCAAAGAUACACAGUUACAACAAAUUGUUGACAAAACUAUUAUCUAUGCCGACACGGAUGGAGAUGGAAAAAUAUCGUUCGAUGAAUUUUGCAAAGUCGUAGCCUCAACAGAUAUUCACAAGAAGAUGGUUGUAGAUGUCUAA
Trichoplax adhaerens is the source of this 483-nucleotide messenger RNA. RefSeq lists its product as uncharacterized. The coding region runs from base 1 to 483 and encodes 160 amino acids. The transcript is spliced from 5 exons. Gene Ontology annotation, molecular function: calcium ion binding; calcium-dependent protein serine/threonine phosphatase regulator activity. Lineage: Eukaryota; Metazoa; Placozoa; Uniplacotomia; Trichoplacea; Trichoplacidae. The record is from RefSeq and is a predicted model, not a curated record.